Molecule: messenger RNA, 387 nt
Organism: Haemonchus placei
Lineage: Eukaryota; Metazoa; Nematoda; Chromadorea; Rhabditida; Trichostrongylidae
Source: the annotation of a GenBank genome assembly
AUGGAUCAGCAGAUGAAAACAGGUGGAUGUAGAUUUCUGCGUGCAUUACAAAGCGAUGACUAUCACUACUUCACGUCGUUCGACACUAAACUCGACGAGAAUCGUGAUAUCUUAGAGCGGACAUUGCCUGGUGUCCGGCAGCGUCGAGACGCCCUUGAAGAGGAGCUGAGAAACCUUAAUAAGCAACUUGAGAGUAAUCCUGAAUACGCUGAGAUCAGAAGCUUACAACGAGAAUUAGAAAUGCUCACUGAGAAGAACGCCCGCCUUCAAGCAGAAGCCGAGUCUUUCGAAAAGGAGACAAAUUAUGAGCCCAUCAAGGCAGAGGUGAAACGUUUGCGUGCGCUAUACAAUGAGCACUUAGUGGCAGCGGCAUCCGGGCGUAAAUGA